This is a messenger RNA of Rubroshorea leprosula, 1472 nucleotides long. The record is from the annotation of a GenBank genome assembly. NCBI's taxonomy places the organism in Eukaryota, Viridiplantae, Streptophyta, Magnoliopsida, Malvales, Dipterocarpaceae.
GAAAAACUAUGGCGACUUUGCACGUUUGCAAGCUUUAUAGUAAUUCUUAUCAUUUUUCUUUCUCAAAACCAUGAUGGAACAGGUAUAGUUGUAUUGCAAAGCUUGCUUUCAAUGGCUAACGAGCAAUUUCCAGAGCCGAAAAACGUCAGCCAAAUUCUGCAGUCACCACCAUCACUUUCUCCUCCUCAAUUUCCCAUAGCUAAUGAGCAAUUUUCAGAGCCAAAAAACUUGACUGAAGUUGUGCCACCACCGAAGUGUUCUCCUCAUCAAUUUUCCACGUUUGACUGGCAGUCUUCAAAGGCAAAGACUGUUUUAUACAAUGAAAUGGAGAAAAAAGAGUGCAACAUCUUUGAGGGAAAAUGGGUGUAUGAUCCUAAGGCAAGCCCUCUAUAUGAUGCAGCGCGAUGUCCAUUUUUAAGUGACCAAGUGAGUUGCCAAAGGAAUGGAAGGCCAGAUAGUGAAUAUGAGAAAUGGAGAUGGGAACCUAAAGGGUGUCAGAUUACAAGGUUCAAUAUAGGAAAGAAAAUGUUGAAGAGACUUAGAGGGAAGAGAGUGAUAAUUGUAGGGGACUCAAUCAACAGAAACCAAUGGGAGUCUCUCGCCUGCCUUCUUUAUUCUUCUACUUCUCCCAGAAAAGCUCAUGUUCAGGCAGAAAGAAGUGACUACAAGGUCUUCAAAUCAAAGGCCCACAAUUGUUUGGUUGAGUUUUACUGGAGUCCAUUUCUUGUGCAAUUGGAAACAAACCAAGCAAACACAGGUAAAAGAAUACUAAGACUCAACCAAAUUUCAUCCUUUGCCCAAAAUUGGCUUGGCGCAGAUGUCAUGGUGUUCAAUUCUGGUCACUGGUGGGAGCAUGGCAAGGAUAUCAGAGCGUGGGACUUGUUGGAGUAUGAGGGAAAAUUGGUUGAAGAUAUGGAGAUCACAUCAGCGGUGGAGGCGGCCCUCAAGACUUGGGCUAGUUGGAUUGAUCAGAACGUGGACAAAAGCAAGACAAGAGUCUUUUUCCGGAGCAUAUCGCCGGAACACAAAGAUGCCUUUUCCUGCAUCAACCAAACCGAACCCAGUAAGGACAAUGAUGCAACACCAUUUCCCAAGCCGAUUAGAGAAACUGUUAAGAGAGCAAUCGAAGGUAUGUCCACUCCGGUCAAGUACUUGAACAUCUCAGAGCUUUCACGGUAUCGAAGAGACGGGCAUCCUUCUUUUUAUGCGAGGAAGCAGUCUUCUCGGCCGGAUUGCAGCCACUGGUGCUUACCGGGAGUGCCUGAUACAUGGAACAGACUACUGUAUGCAUCCAUCAUCCUGGACAGCACCAGAAACGUUUCUUCUCCGUCAGACGCUUCAUCACCGUCUUGAAUUGUAAGAAGAAUGGGUGAUCCAUAAAGAUGGGUUGGCCCACUCACCAUUUUUUUUUAUUUCUUACACGAUCGUCAAUUCCAAAUUAAGACUGUUUCGCAUAAAUUUAUUGGGAAAAU